AUGUCGAAGCCUGAGAGUCAAUUGACGACGCACGAAAAAUCGCAAUGGACGAAGUAUGGGGACUUGAAAAAGUAUGGCUGGAAAAAGUCGUCCAGGAGAGAAGACAGAAACGUCAACAGCGAUGAGAUGGCACACACGAAACGUGUGCUGGAAGCUCUGGGAAUGCCUGAUCUCACGGACAAGUCUUGGAAAUUGGUACAUUGGAUUCACAAAAAGCCCGUCAAGGUGAGUGUGAGUCCAGACGCGCCUACUAUCUACUAUCCUUCGCCUUUCCCAACCCUGCAACAACUUUAACUGAUGACUUGCAUUCAUCAGGGCACUCGAGCCUAUCAUCGAGCCCUGUACAACCCGGGACACGGCAUAAUCAUAGCACUCAACGCUCAAUCCGUAUCGACGCUCUCUCCGCUCGCCCCUCUCCAUGCCUGGUCCGACAUCACCUUCCUUACGUAUAUGCAAAUCUGGAGAAGAAAGCGGCGGCCCAACGACGACAAAGCGAUCCGUCCUCCACCCUUAAGAUACAUCCUCCAACUCAACGUCAUCAGUCCCGACACUCUCUCUACUCUCUCGCAUAUCCUUGGAGUUGAGGAUCUCAAGGACUAUCGAGUACCGUUCCCGGGCGACACCAUCCAGGGUGUGCCCAACUCAGCGGACGCAAAGGCAUGCAUUGGCAUGUCAAACGGCAGGGGCGUAGCGUAUCUACUAGCUCAACACAAAUCGGUCUUUGGGCAGACGCGGAAGAUCAAGUGCAUUCAGUUCUGGGAUUCUGACGAAGGCAACGGGCCCCGUGGUGAGCAAAUGAGAGAGUUGCAGGGCAUACCAAAUAUAUUAUAUACCCUAGGUUGA
Molecule: messenger RNA, 843 nt
Organism: Lecanosticta acicola
Lineage: Eukaryota; Fungi; Ascomycota; Dothideomycetes; Mycosphaerellales; Mycosphaerellaceae
Source: the annotation of a GenBank genome assembly